Molecule: messenger RNA, 2259 nt
Organism: Camellia sinensis
Lineage: Eukaryota; Viridiplantae; Streptophyta; Magnoliopsida; Ericales; Theaceae
Product: zinc finger BED domain-containing protein RICESLEEPER 1-like
Molecular function (GO): protein dimerization activity; DNA binding
Source: RefSeq, a predicted model, not a curated record
AAAAAUCUGUUUGUUAUUUAUUUAUUUUUAUACACUGUUUUGAUUUUUGUAAUCAAACAGUCUUUCUCAUUUUUUUAUUUUUUCUGUGUUCUGUUUGUUGUUAAGUACACAAACAGAAUUUAUUCUUAAUACAGUGAAGAUUAUCCAACAAUUUAAAUCGAAACAAAAUGAAGAGUGUGUUGAGAUUGUAGCAACAACUUUUAAUUUUGAUGCUUGUAAAAGGUCUCUUGCGGAGAUGGUUGUCAUUGAUGAGCUGCCAUUUAGAUUUAUGGAGGGAGUUGGGUUUAGAAGAUUUUGUAAUGUCAUGCAAUCGAAAUUCACACCAAUCCCCUCUCGUCAUACCAUAUCUAGAGAAGUGCUUAACAUAUUCAAGAAUAAAAGAAAUAAGUUAAAGAAGGCCAUGAAGGAUCGUAGAAUUUGCUUUACUAUGGACACUUGGACAUCUAUUCAGAAUUUGUGGUACAUGUGUUUGACUGCUCAUUUUAUUGAUGAUAAUUGGAAAUUUCAAAAACGAAUAAUAAAUUUUCAACAAGUUGAAGAUCACAAAGGAGAAACAUUGGGUAGAAAAAUUGAGUCGUGUUUGAUUGAGUGGAACAUUGAUAGCAUAUUCACCUUAACAAUUGAUAAUGCUAGUUCUAAUAACCUUAUCAUUCAAUAUUUGAAAACAAUAACCAAAGAUUGGAAGGGGACUAUUUUGCAACAUGAGUUUAUUCACAUGCGUUGUUGUGUAUAUAUUCUUAAUCUCGUUGUGAGUGAUGGCUUGAAAGAAAUGGACAAUUCUAUUGCCAACAUUAGACUUGCGGUGAGAUAUGUCAGGUCUUCUCCUCAUAGGCAUGAUGCUUUUAAGAAGUGUGCAGUCACACUCAAACUUGAUUCAAAAGCUUUUGUAUGCCUAAAUAUACCAACUAGGUGGAACUCUACCUAUUUAUGUUGGAGGCGGCCGAAAAGUAUAAGAAGGCUUUUAACCGCUUGAAGCUUGUGGAUUCCAAUUUUGAACCUUAUUUCAAGGAUGUUGAUGGUGGCAUAAGGAGAAGUUCUAAUGAGUUGGAUUGGAAAAAAUGUAGAUUAUUUUUGAGGUUUCUAAAACUAUUUUAUCUUGCAACUAAGAAGUUUUCGGGGUCUCUCUUUGUUACUUCCAAUGCUUUUUACAAAGAAAUGUUUGUUUUUGAAAGCAAAAUUAACCAAUUAAUAUUGGAGGAGGAUGAUACUUUCAGUACAAUGGCAAAAAUUAUGAAACAAAAGUUUAGCAAGUAUUGGGGGGAUCGAAGUAAGAUCAAUUUGUUAUUGUAUGUUGCGGUUGUUCUUGAUCCUACCAAAAAAAUGGUGUACGUGGAGUUUUGCUUUUCAAAUUUAUUUCUUGGAGAUAAUAAGAAGGUGGAAGAUAUGGUAGACAAGGUAAAGGGUUGUUUGAGUUAUUUGUAUAGCCAUUAUGUCACACUUUAUCCUUCAAAUGAGAAACUUCCAAGUAUGAGUGAAUUUGUGAAUAUGGUGGAAGAUGAUGAUGAUGAUCCUUAUUCUUUGGUUGACUCCCAAUUUAAUUCUUAUUUGGAGGGGCGAUGCACUAGUGGAUCUAAGUCGGAAUUGGAACAAUAUUUGCCUAAGGUUGAACAUUUUACAAAGAGUCAAACAUUUGAGAUUUUGGAUCAUUGGAAGGUGAAUGCAACCAAAUAUAGAGUGAUAUCGCAACUUGCAAGGGAUGUGUUGGCCAUGCCUAUUUCUACCAUUGCGUCGGAGUCGGCUUUUAGUGCAGGAGGCAUAUUCUUGACCCAUUUCGUAGUUUACUCUCGCCUUCUAUGGUUGAAGCUCUUGUGUGCACUCAAAAUUGGCUUCGAAGCAACCUUCCAAUUUCUCUUCGAUGGAUGAUGUGAAGGAAUUUGAGCAAUAUGACUCGGGUAUUUUGGAGUCAAGCUCAUCUUUAAGUUCAACCUAUAAUGUUGAUGCUAAUAUUAUAAUUGAACUCUAAUCCAUUUGCUCAUCGUUUGUUUUUGUGCAGGGUUCAUUAACCAAAUGCUGGGAAUUGAAAUUUUUGGAACUUGAAUGUGAUUCAUGAUGAUGGAGUUUGAGAUAUUGUAUUGCAAAUGUUUUUAUUUUAUUUGACAACAAUUUUAUUUUAUUUUUUUAUUGCAUUUUGGAUGAAUGUAAUAGUUAAUGAAGUUUGUUUGACAACUAUUUUAUUUUAUUUUAUUUUCAUUUUAUUAUUGCUUUGGAUGAAUGUAAUAGUUAAGAAGGUGGAAGAUAUAGUUAAUGAUUUUACUUUAA